Molecule: messenger RNA, 1240 nt
Organism: Fomitopsis serialis
Lineage: Eukaryota; Fungi; Basidiomycota; Agaricomycetes; Polyporales; Fomitopsidaceae
Exons: 4
Coding region: 93-911 (272 amino acids)
Source: RefSeq, a predicted model, not a curated record
CCUCCCGGUGCCGCGACUAUCUCAGCGGAUCCGUUGGACGUUGCGCUGCGCACACACUCGACGACCACCCGUCAGACACAGGACUUGACACGAUGACCGCCCCCGUCCCCGACGAGCACCGCGACGCUCACCUCAUCAACCUCCGCCUCGCCCUGGGCUCCAUCGUCGCUCCCGUGCGUAUCUUUCCCUUCCUCUGCCCAAGCCUGCCGCCUGCCAACACGUGGGGUACACAUCUUGUCUCCUUUCUUCGCCCUCAUGCAUCCCAUGUCGUCGUGGCACCCUCGUUUCGUUCUCCCGUCGCCCGUCUUUUGUCCACCAUACCGUCCGUGCAUGUGGCGCCACCGCCUUUCCCCGCCUUUCUUUCCCGUCCGUCCCCUGACACCCACACUGACCCUGACCCCGCAGAAACGCCCCGCCUACGCACGCUCCCCCUCCGCCUGCGGCACCUCCGGCACCGCCACGCCCGCCCACCACUCCCACCCGCAUCACCACCGCGACCACCGCGUCCCGUCCCCACCCUCGUCCUCGUCCUCCCCAUCCUCGUCCGUCCCCGCGAGCCCCGAGCCCGCAGCCGUCCCGCUCCCUGUCCCCGUCCCCGUCGCCUCGCAGCGCGCAGAGACCGUCCCCGCCCCCGCGACGUCCCCCGCGCCGCCCACAACCAAGGCGGUCGGCUCCGCGAAGACGCGCGUCGGCCUCGUCGGCACGCUGCAGAGCAAGAGCGCGUUCGACGCGCUCGUGCACGGGAGCUGGGUGUGAGGUCCAGUUGCACCUCGGUUGCGAGCGGCUCGGACGCGAUAGUGGAGGAGAGUCGUGGUAGCCACGCAUAUAUUCAUAGACUGAGACGACUCGGCGACAGACGGACUGCGGCGUGGCGUGUAUAUAGUGUAGCAUAUACAGUAAGUAGGAGGUAAUCUGUAGCGGCUCGUUCGCGCUCCUCUGACUUUGCACCCGUGUGCUUUCGAUGUUCGUGUCAUACUAGAGUGGGUAUCCCACGUAUAUAUCAUAUUGCAUGUUCUGGGAUCGGGAAGGCUUGGAAGCUUGACUGAUACCGCGUGUGCGGGCGCAUAUACAGCACUGAUUGUCACCUAGUAGGCAGGCCACAGAUCCGACCUCUUUGACGGGGGAGGACAAUCGUAUAACGUACUAUUAGGUUGGUCGCGGUGCCACGGUACUCUUGUAGCGUCUCUGGCUACAUAUAAGUACACCGACGUCCAGACUGCCGGUGUUGCGUUCUCAUCAC